This is a messenger RNA of Eimeria necatrix, 768 nucleotides long. RefSeq lists its product as hypothetical. NCBI's taxonomy places the organism in Eukaryota, Apicomplexa, Conoidasida, Eucoccidiorida, Eimeriidae. Gene Ontology annotation, molecular function: nucleic acid binding. The transcript has 2 exons. Gene Ontology annotation, biological process: DNA integration. The record is from RefSeq and is a predicted model, not a curated record. The coding region runs from base 1 to 768 and encodes 255 amino acids.
AUGGUCGACUCCCUCAGCAAGAUGACUAAUUUCGUUCCUGCAAAGAAAUCAUUCAAAGCAGCAGACACCGUGCAGCUUCUCGCAGACCGUCUUAUCCGUUACCAUGGAUUUCCAGAGGUACUCAUAUCGGACCGCAACCCCGGCUUCCAGUCGGCCCUCUGGCAACAACUAUGUCGCCGCUUUAACAUCAAACGCGCCAUGUUCUCGUCCUACCAUCCGCAAAGUGAAGGUCAAACUGAAAGGGUUAACCGCACACUGGAGCAGCUGCUUCGUACCUACAUCCAAUCUGACAAACGCGAGUGGGAGCGUUUGCUUCCGGCCGUGGAGCUUGUCUACAACACGGCAAGCCAUUCACCCACCAAACUCUCUCCCUUCGAGCUUAUGGUCGGCGAGAACGCGCUGACUGCUGCGAAUCUUGACAUCGUAGGCGCGUUAGCCCCUACGCUCACUCCUCCAAUGACUAAGCUCUUCCGGCAGCUCUGCGACAAAGCGCAGAGUCACAUACAGAAGGCAAAACUUGAGCAGAGCUAUUACGCAGACACAAAGCGCCGAGCUGUGGAGUAUGCAGUGGCGACAAGUUCCCCACCGCCCCCGCCCUCCAGACUUGGUUCCCCAGGAAGCCGAUACCGCCUGGCCGCCUAUCCGCCAUGCACAGGCAAUUUGAUAGAGGAGUAUGAAGUUGAUUAUAUUAUGGACCAACGCGGCUCAGGCGCCGACGCCCAGUACCUCGUCAAGUGGAGCGGCACCCCCGAAGAUCAAGCCACGUAG